Helianthus annuus (common sunflower) is the source of this 1670-nucleotide messenger RNA. RefSeq names its product glycine-rich cell wall structural protein. The record is from RefSeq and is a predicted model, not a curated record. Lineage: Eukaryota; Viridiplantae; Streptophyta; Magnoliopsida; Asterales; Asteraceae.
UACGUGUUUGUGAAACUAAUUAAGACAAGAAGAUAAAGUAGAAUAGUACGUGAGGCAGGAUCUUAGUUAUUAUAUAAACCUUAGCCUGGAUCAUGUGAAUGAACGCAAACAAUACUCAUAAUACAUUUAUAAAGUGAAAUACAAUAAUAGUGCAAGAAAAGGCCGCUGGUUUCUUUCAAUAUGAAACAAGGGUCAAUAAGAAUUGGUGCCUUGUUUUUGCUUUGUUUUCAUGUCCUUCUUGUGAGUCUCGUAUUGGCCAAAAAUGUGGUUCAUGAUGAUGAUGAGAAGCUCUUAAUCGGAGGUGGAAAAGGAGGCGGAAUAGGUGGAGGCUUUGGUGGUGGUUUUGGCGGGGGUGGAGGAGUUGGUGGUGGAGCUGGGUUUGGUGGUGGUGGCGGCGGUGGUGGCGGUUUUGGGGGUGGGCAUGGCAUAGGUGGAGGGAUUGGAAAAGGUGGGGGAUUUGGUGGUGGGAUUGGCAAGGGUGGAGGAGCAGGUGGCGGGAUUGGUAAAGGUGGGGGAUUUGGUGGUGGGAUUGGUAAGGGUGGUGGAGUAGGUGGUGGGAUUGGAAAGGGUGGUGGAUUGGGUGGAGGGAUUGGUAAAGGUGGGGGAUUUGGUGGUGGGAUUGGCAAGGGUGGUGGAGCAGGGGGUGGGAUCGGAAAAGGUGGUGGAGUAGGUGGAGGGAUCGGUAAGGGUGGGGGAUUUGGUGGUGGGAUUGGUAAGGGCGGAGGAGCAGGCGGCGGGAUUGGUAAAGGUGGAGGAUUUGGUGGUGGAAUUGGCAAGGGUGGUGGAGUGGGUGGAGGUGCGGGUGGAGGGACAGGAAAAGGUGGUGGACUAGGAGGAGGGAUUGGUAAAGGUAGGGGAUUUGGUGGUGGAGUAGGGGGAGGAGCCGGUGGAGGGAUUGGAAAAGGUGGGGGUUCAGGUGGUGGAGUAGGUGGAGGGAUUGGUAAAGGUGGAGGAUUAGGUGGGGGGAUCGGCAAGGGUGGUGGAUUAGGUGGGGGGAUUGGCAAAGGUGGAGGAUUUGGUGGUGGGAUUGGUAAGGGCGGAGGUGCAGGUGGAGGGAUUGGUAAAGGUGGUGGACUUGGCGGAGGGAUAGGUAAGGGUGGUGGAGUAGGUGGAGGGAUUGGCAAGGGUGGUGGACAAGGUGGGGUUGGCAAGGGUGGAGGUUUUGGAGGGGGAAUCGGUAAGGGUGGUGGAUUCGGUGGGGGCAUUGGCAAGGGUGGUGGAUUUGGUGGUGGAAUCGGCAAGGGUGGUGGGUUUGGAGGAGGAGGUGGUGGUGGUGGUGGUGGAGGAGGAGGAGGUGGUGGUGGUGGAUUUGGGGGAGGUUUCGGUGGCGGAGCUGGGGGAGGCUUUGGCAAAGGUGGUGGCACUGGGGGCGGAUUUGGUGGAGGGGGCGGAUUUGGUGGUGGUGGUGGUGGAAAAAUUUAAUUUAAAUAGUGCAUCAAAUGCAUAUCCCAUACUAUUAUGUUUAUUAUUAUCGAAGCUUAGUAUUAUCAAAUGGGAAUAGGAUAUGGUUUUGGGUCUAAUUAUAUAUGUACUUUCUUGAUGAGAUGAUAGUCUCAAUUCCACGAUUAUAUAUCUUGUUCUUUAUACCUAUUCACAAACCAUAACCUAAUAAAGCUCAUGAAACAAAGAGUUGUUUUGUUUGUAUGGCAUAAUUGAUAUUAGCUCUUUAA